Xenia sp. Carnegie-2017 is the source of this 2513-nucleotide messenger RNA. RefSeq lists its product as uncharacterized. The coding region runs from base 276 to 1892 and encodes 538 amino acids. NCBI's taxonomy places the organism in Eukaryota, Metazoa, Cnidaria, Anthozoa, Malacalcyonacea, Xeniidae. The record is from RefSeq and is a predicted model, not a curated record. The transcript has 8 exons.
UCUUUCUGCUUGUGUCAGACGCAAACAGCGCUUAACAUAUAAAUGCCUUUUUUCUCAAUCGGAUGUAGUCAAGAAUAUUCAUUAAAAAGUUCACGUGAAUUCUGUGUGUCGCGAAAAGCAUUUCAAAGAAUCUGAAAAUCACCAAGUCUCGCGAAAUAGCUCGAAGCAAUAAAUUUGGCCCGGGAAUUUAUUAUAUGCGACUUAUUCUCUUCAGACAUGCGCAACACCUUAUAAAAGAGUUACACGAAAUCAAAAUAUAUUUGAGAUGAAAAAUUAUGUCGAGUGCAGUUGAGAAACUCGAGGAAACUGACCAAUAUGAUACAAAAGAUAUCCAGAACAAGCAGGACCUUCUACCAGCAAUGGGAAAAUUGUCUCUUAACGUCCAAGCCGUCCCAUACAUCCCCAUACAAGAUAAUUUAUCCCUGGUGCACUCCAGUCUUCAUACAGAAACGGCAAAUGAGGUUGAAUAUGAUAAAAAUGAGCAGAUUACAACAGACAAACAGAACGGUCAUGAAACCGAGGCUGACUUACGUGCUCAGAUAACCAGUUUACAACAAGACUUGAAGCAAUACCAAGACAUGAUCGGUGAGUAUCACGUGAGUGAGCAAACCAGAAAGCGCGAGGUGGACUCGGCUCUAAUUACAGCUAGGGAAGUGGUCGAGCGGGAACGAAGGGAAAAGUUGGACGUACUUUCUGAUCGAAAAUCCAGAGAAGAACAAUUUGAACAUUUGUCCAAAACCCUGAGUGUUUUAAAGGCGGAAAACGACGAGAAGACCCGACAAAAGGACGAAACGUUGGCUGAAUUAUCACGUUUAAAAACACUGAUUCAAGAAAAUGGUUUCCCAAAUGUUGAUCAAUUUCUUAUGUUGCAAACACAGUUAGAUACAGUGAGACAAGAAUUUUUUGCCGAAAGAAAGGAAAGGGAGAGGAUUCAAUCUCAAAAAGAUAAAUUAAAAAGAGAGCUGGACGCAGCCCAAUCAAGAAUCGCCUCACUCCAGGAGCAAGUCUACAAAUAUCGCGAACAUAUAUACUUUAUUCAAAGCAAGUUCAAACAACCACCGCAGUUUCGUCCGAUUUCCGGCCAGGAAGUUACCAACAAUCGACCAAUCAGCGCAAGCGAGGCAUGCAAGUUAUACGGACCAAAUGCCACGCAAUACAUCAAUCAUAGUAUGACGUCUCCCAUGAACCCAAUAAGUUCUGGCACAUCUAAUACUGAUAUAAAAUUUAACAACAGAAGCGAAAAAAAGACAUUUAAUGUAGGCCGACAGUGGCAGGAUAACAGAGCACCACGGUCAAUGAAUGAUGAUGGUUGGCGCAGAAACCUGCAACAAUCUAAUCGUUUUAACAAUAAUAUACACCGCAUGACGUCAUCCAACAGCACACCUUCGCUAGUUACCAUGGCAACAGAUGGAUCAGGAGAUAUUGCGUAUUACGACAAGCAGUAUUCUAAGCCUGGUUUUACACGAAAAUCGCGUUCCUCACUUACUGAUGACACAGCUAAAGACUAUGGGCUUGGUGAAUGGCCAAAAAUGAAUAAACAAGGAAAGUGUUUUACGUCCCCUCUGCCCAGUCCAACGGUUCUCAAUUCUCCUGGAACCGAGUUGUGGUCACCUCAACAACCUCCAGGUUUUCAGAAUACCUGGUCAGGUGGACAAGAUGAAUUUUUUAGAUUUCCACCAUCACCACUAAUUACACCGACAACGAAAUCUUCAUUUGAGACCUGGCCCAAUCCCUCAACACUAAUCACGGAUGACAAAGUCUUCUCGCCCCAGAUCCCGGUCGGUGCCAACGAAGAUAACAGUAUUUUCAAUUUGCCUAUAUCCUCUACUAACAGCAAUGGAGAAUCCGGUUUUGUGAACUUUCCCACAGGACCAACAUUGUCAAAUUAUUAGUUUAUUUCAAAUGUGGGAUGAAUUUCGCUGAUAAGGAAGCACACAAGAACCGCGCAGUGAAGUUUGGAUAUGGAACGUAAGGCAUGAUUCAGAAUCAUUAAACAUAAGCGUGACCCCACAGCUUGGCAUAAAAUGCUACUCAUUAACCUAUGUUGAUCCAAUGCAAUUGGUCGACGUAGUGCAUCCAAAUUAUUUAGCGUUUAUUUACAAGUAUUCUUAUACCGAACAAGUGCGGUUUAUACUUUUUGUAAAACGAUGCAUUACUGUGUAAGCAUUACGAACACGAAUACGAAAUUCUAAUUUUAACCUUAUUUAGAAAAAAAAAUUAUAGUAUUACUAUAUAUAUAUAUAUAUAUAAUACAUAAACUAUAGCUUAUUUAUAGGACAUUUGAACAACAACUAAAAUUAUUUGUCUUAGAAAUGUUUUUAUUCAAAGCAAAUCGAGCAACUUUACAUUUGCAAUGCAUUUGAAAAUCUUGCUAAAGAUGUAUUUAACUAUUUUAUGUAGAAAUUUACAGCAGGCGAACACUAGCUUAUUUUGGUCGCAUUUAUUUCACUACAAAUGUAUUUAGAAAGGGUUGAAGGAGUUUCAUAUGAUAAAAUUUUACAUAAAAAAAUGGU